AUGGCGCAAGGGCAGCAAGUUGCGGGUACCGCGGACGAUCGAGUCAGCCUUGGCGAUGACGCGUCGUCGCGCAUCCAGCUCUACUCGUUCGCCACUCCCAAUGGCAUGAAGGUGAGCAUCGCACUGGAGGAGAUGCAGCUACCCUAUGACGCGCACACGGUGAACAUAAUGAAGGGCGAGCAGUUCAACCCGGAAUUCAUUGCAAUCAACCCCAACAACAAGAUCCCUGCCAUCGUCAAUCCCAAGGGAGGCCCAGACGGCACCCCGUUGAAGAUAUUUGAGAGCGGGGCCAUCCUGCUGUAUCUGGCGGAGAGGUCGGGCAAGUUUCUGCCGCAGGAUGCCGUGCAGCGAUGGGAGACCAUUUCGUGGCUCUUCUUUCAAGUGGGCGGCGUCGGUCCCAUGUUCGGCCAGUUCGGCAUGUUCUACAAGUUCGCGGGCGACAAGUGCGACCAUCCGUACCCGCUGCAGCGCUACACGGAGGAGACGCGGCGGCUGCUGGGGGUGCUGGAGAAGCGGCUGGAGGGGAGGGAGUUCCUGGUGGAUGCGGGGUACACCAUUGCUGACAUGGCCACCUUCCCCUGGGUCAACUCGCUGCUGGUGCGUGCGUGGGGGUGGUAA
Closterium sp. Naga37s-1 is the source of this 618-nucleotide messenger RNA. Lineage: Eukaryota; Viridiplantae; Streptophyta; Zygnematophyceae; Desmidiales; Closteriaceae. The record is from the annotation of a GenBank genome assembly.